GUGCUGUGUCAGUGCUGCUCCAGCUGCUGUCACGUUAACACUGUGCAUUUCUGCUGCUUCUCUCGCCUUCUGGAAGCUUCACCUCGAGUAUCCUACAAAUUAAAAAUUUUGCUUACGAAACAUUGAGUACUGAAGAGGACAUAGUAUUGACAGUGUCACAGGAAUACCGUCAGGAUCACAAUACUUUUUCAGUUGCAUUAUGGAUGAACAGAAGGUGGUUCCAGAUGUUAUUGAUGCUGCACCUCCAGCUACAGUGGUGGUAAAAUUUGGAGAAAUAGAGGUAAAAAAUGGGACAGUAUUGACACCAACUCAGACUAAGUAUCCACCCACCCACCUGUCAUGGCCUCUUGAAGAUGACACAUUAUAUACACUUUGCAUGACAGAUCCUGAUGCUCCAAGUCGAAAAGCACCCAAAUUCCGUGAAUGGCACCAUUGGCUAGUUGUCAAUGUUCCUGGCUGUGAGGUGAAAGAUGGCGAUGUGCUGAGUCAGUAUGUGGGAUCUGGUCCACCAAAGGGCACAGGUAUAAUUUUCUUGACUAAUUUCUGCACUUAACCUAUUUAAUGUACA
This is a messenger RNA of Cherax quadricarinatus, 568 nucleotides long. RefSeq names its product protein D2-like. Lineage: Eukaryota; Metazoa; Arthropoda; Malacostraca; Decapoda; Parastacidae. The record is from RefSeq and is a predicted model, not a curated record.